This is a messenger RNA of Lingula anatina, 3677 nucleotides long. RefSeq names its product tyrosine-protein phosphatase non-receptor type 11. NCBI's taxonomy places the organism in Eukaryota, Metazoa, Brachiopoda, Lingulata, Lingulida, Lingulidae. Gene Ontology annotation, cellular component: cytoplasm. Gene Ontology annotation, molecular function: cell adhesion molecule binding; non-membrane spanning protein tyrosine phosphatase activity; receptor tyrosine kinase binding. Gene Ontology annotation, biological process: positive regulation of ERK1 and ERK2 cascade; protein dephosphorylation. The record is from RefSeq and is a predicted model, not a curated record.
ACGGAAGUAAGAUCGAAAUAGAGGCAUUUCCGGUUUCGCCAUCGGGCUUCUUCUGAGGUCUAGAACGUUUCCUGGAGAGGAAAAAACAGCAAAUUAUGAGUUCAAGACGAUGGUUUCACCCCAAUAUCUCUGGCCUGGAGGCAGGCACACUGCUAUCGGAGAGAGGCUUUGAUGGCAGCUUUCUCUGUAGACCAAGUAAAAGUAAUCCUGGGGAUUUUACUCUGUCAGUCAGGAGAAAUGGGGAGGUCACCCACAUCAAGAUUCAGAACACUGGCGACUUCUACGAUCUCUACGGAGGUGAGAAAUUUGCCACGCUGGCCGAGCUGGUCCAGUAUCACAUGGAGAACCAGGGGACAUUGAAAGAGAAGAACGGGGAGAUCAUUAACCUCAAGUAUCCGCUCAACUCUGCAGACCCUACCACUGAGAGGUGGUUCCAUGGUCACAUCUCGGGCAAGGAGGCCGAGCGUGUGCUGGUGGAGAAGGGGCGUAAUGGGAGCUUUUUAGUACGCGAGAGUCAGAGUAAACCUGGUGACUUUGUCCUGUCUGUACGUUGCGAAGAUAAGGUGACACAUAUAAUGAUACGCACCCAGGAUGGGCGUUAUGACGUGGGGGGUGGAGAGCAGUUUGAAAGCCUCUCAGAUCUAGUGGAGCACUAUAGGAAAAACCCCAUGGUGGAAACAUCAGGGACUGUGGUACACCUCAAAAAUCCAUUCAAUGCAACUAGAAUCAAUGCGUCAGGCAUAGAGAACAGGGUGAAGGUACUUCAGAAGGAAAAUGGGCCCAAAGCAGGAUUUUGGGAGGAAUUUGAGCAAUUGCAGCAGCAGGAAUGUAAGCAUUUGUACAGCAGAAAGGAAGGACAGAGACCUGAGAAUAAAGCUAAAAAUAGAUACAAGAAUAUUCUGCCAUUUGACCACACAAGAGUGCUGCUCAGAGACGAUGACAGUAACCAGGUCGGUGGUGACUACAUCAAUGCUAACAUCAUCACCAUGGAGGAUGAUUUUAUUCCCGGCAACAACAAUAAGAAGGUCUACAUUGCCACCCAGGGGUGUCUGCCCACCACAGUGGCCGAUUUCUGGAGGAUGAUCUGGCAAGAAAACUCCAGGAUAAUUGUUAUGACAACGAAAGAAGUCGAGAGAGGAAAGAACAAGUGUGUGCGAUACUGGCCUGAGGAGGGGAGGACUAAGGACCUGGAGGUUCCUGGCGGUAAAAUCCACGUGCAGCACGUGAAGGAGAACGUCAUGACAGACUACACGUGGCGCGAGCUGGAGGUGUGGCACGAUGGAGAGGACCAGCCUAAAGAGCACAGGAAAGUGUACCACUACCACUUCAAGGUAUGGCCAGAUCACGGCGUACCAGCUGACCCCGGCUGCGUUCUCAGCUUCCUACAAGACGUGAAUACACAGCAGGAGAGUAUCCCGGGAGCAGGGCCCAUCGUGGUGCAUUGCAGUGCUGGUAUUGGACGGACUGGGACGUUCAUUGUUAUUGAUAUGAUUCUCAAUCAAAUAAGACAACAAGGUUUGGAUUGUGAAAUAGACAUCCAGAAAACAAUCCAGAUGGUGAGGUCCCAGAGGUCAGGGAUGGUGCAGACAGAGGCUCAGUAUAAAUUUGUAUACAUGGCAGUUCAUCACUAUAUAGAUACCACAACAAAGAGGGUGCAAGCUGAGCAGAAAAGCCAGCACACGGGCCGUGAGUACCUUAACAUUCAGUACACAGCUGAAACCAGCGCCAGUGAGCCAGCCAAAACAGCCUUGCCAAAAGGAGCCUCUCCAUCAGCUAACAGUCCUACAGCUCCUGUGAGGGGAAAGAAGGAUAAAACACUACCAAAGACCCCAGACGAUGCUCCACAUGCUCCACCCCAGAUUUAUGAAAACGUUGGCUCUAUGAAAUCCGAGGGACAGGCAACACACAAGAAAUCAACAUGACGUGGAUACCAUGUCACCAUUGACAUAUAUUAUCAAAACACAACUUGAUUGGUAUGGAGCAAAUAGAUUUUAUAAUUGUCCUGGAGAAAAUAAUAUAUUUGUAACACACAAGGUGUGUCAUGCAAGGAAGACAUGAACUGAGGGAAGUCAUAACUCACGUCACCCAGAUUAAAGGAUUAUGUAGAAGGCUCCAUUGUACCUUUUAAUAUAAAAUGCCAUGUAAUAAGCAGUCUGGAGGCCAGGUGAGGUCAGUUGGACUCUUUACGGUCUAUAUGUGUCCUGUUGUGAACACGCACUGGAUUUUAAUGGCCCUUGGUGCAUACACAGCAGACAUCUAUUGAAUAGACAAUGUGUGACUGUAAGUAGCAUUUUGUGAGUGUCUGUGACAUUCUGGGGAAUGUCUGUGACAUUCUGUGAGUGUCUGUGACAUUCUGAAGAGGUCUGAUUAUUAACUUAUAAAGUAAUGUUAGAUAUUUUAAAGUAAGACAUGACAUACAAUCAACAAAUCACAAAUGGAUUUGGCUUGAAACUGACACCGAAGAGGAUGGUGAUUUCACUUCAAUUCAUGUACAAGCUCAGCUACAAGUUUUUUUUCCUGAAUUGGCUUCUUGCUUGCCAGUUAAGUUGUCUAUUUUAAGGGACUGUAGGUUAUUUAAACAUGUACAUUGUCAUAUUGUUUAGUUCAUGGGGAAGUAAAGUUAAUUGUAGUCCUCCUGAGGUUUAUUAUGGGGUAGACAUUUUGUACUUGACAAACAAAAUGGCAGUUUUUUCAGCUAGGUCUGAUUUUUUGUUAUGAAUUAGAAAUGCAAGGUUAACAAAAAGUUUAUUAAAUAUGAGGAUUGAUUGCAAUUUGAAACUUUUUUAGUGACUCUUUUUGUGGUCCACAUCCCAGUCGCUGACACCCAUUUGACAUUUGGUACAGAAGUUUUUGAUAGAAUUUUUGAUAGAAUAUAUAUAUAUCCACAUAGCAUACAACAUAAUAUUACAAUACCUACCUAAACUAAAACUUUUGUAAAGCAAAAAUAAAUAAUUGAAUUUUGCUUUAAAUUUUAUUUUUUCCUUUUAAUAAUAAUUACCAAUUUGAGAGUAUUUUAAUGCUAUUCAAAUUUGGCUAAAAAAUCAUGAUCCAAAAGCAUAAUUUUAGAUUCCUUAUAUCUGAUUCUCCUGUUAUGAAUAUCAUUUCUGUGACAAGAAUGACUCAAAAAUUUGAAACUAGUAUUUAGAUAUUAAAAAUUUCAAAGAUGAGUGAAUAGAUUAUAUUUUGGUGUACUACCAUGGUAAUAAGGGAAAAGUGUUAAAAGUUUCUGGCUACACACUUUUUUGUUCUUGUCAAAAUAGCUAAUUUUCUCUAAACUGAAGAUGAAAAGUAGCACUGAACAUUUAAAAGCCAUAUUUGACCUAGUUAUAUUUUUAUGAGAUCACUUUUUCCCAGUUAACUAAUUUAUUGAAUGAUGAAUCCACAGAAAUGGUCCGUUUUUAUGUGUCCAAAAUCAUGUCAGAUACCCUCAAAACACAGCUUAAUGCUGGAAAAAAAGCAACAUGGAUUCAGCUCAGUUAUGUAGUAUGUUAUAGUGAACCCAGAUUGUGCUAAACGACAUAAUAUCCGUUUAUAAUUAUCAGAAUGACUUAUGAAUUUGUGAAACAUUUUAUGUUAAGUUCUUAUUUGCAGCAUCUUGUUAACAACCAUUAUUAUUAUUAUUAUCAUUAUCAUUAUAUUUUACUCAGUUUGAAUUUCAGGAUAUACUGAAAGCCAGG